Neoarius graeffei (lesser salmon catfish) is the source of this 2970-nucleotide messenger RNA. RefSeq names its product RAB4B, member RAS oncogene family (gene rab4b). Bases 138 to 779 code for a protein of 213 amino acids. Gene Ontology annotation, cellular component: endosome. Lineage: Eukaryota; Metazoa; Chordata; Actinopteri; Siluriformes; Ariidae. Gene Ontology annotation, molecular function: GTPase activity; GTP binding. Gene Ontology annotation, biological process: Rab protein signal transduction; regulation of endocytosis. The record is from RefSeq and is a predicted model, not a curated record. The transcript is spliced from 8 exons.
CGGUGUUGGGGUAGAGGAAAGUAGCUAGCCUGGUGGCUAACGUCAUUGGAAACUGGAGUGCCGUUAAACGGAGUAGUUUGGGAAGAAAGCCUGUCGCUACGCCAUUGAAUACAGCUCGGUUUAAACGUGUGGUCGCCAUGUCAGAGACAUACGAUUUCCUGUUUAAGUUCCUUGUGAUUGGCAGCGCGGGGACUGGGAAAUCCUGCCUACUUCAUCAGUUUAUUGAGAAUAAGUUCAAACAAGACUCCAAUCACACCAUUGGUGUGGAAUUUGGUUCGAGGGUCGUCAAUGUUGGUGGAAAAACGGUUAAACUGCAGAUCUGGGACACAGCAGGACAGGAGCGCUUCAGGUCAGUGACUCGUAGCUAUUAUCGGGGCGCCGCUGGGGCUCUUCUUGUCUACGACAUCACAAGUCGAGAGACCUACAACGCUCUGACCAACUGGCUGACGGAUGCUCGGACGCUGGCCAGCCCCAACAUUGUCAUCAUCCUUUGCGGGAACAAGAAAGAUUUGGAUGCAGACCGUGAGGUCACCUUCCUGGAAGCAUCUCGUUUUGCUCAAGAGAAUGAGUUGAUGUUUUUGGAGACGAGCGCAUUAACUGGAGAGAAUGUUGAAGAGGGUUUUCUCAAAUGUGCCCGCACGAUUCUAAACAAGAUAGAAUCUGGUGAGCUGGACCCUGAAAGGAUGGGUUCUGGUAUUCAGUAUGGUGACGCGUCCCUGAGGCAGUUGAGGCAGCCACGGGGCUCUGCUGCACAAACCAAGCAGCAAUGUAACUGCUAGGGACGGGACGCACUCCCUUUCCCUGCGCACAACCUCUCCUGCUUCAGCUCCAGGUGUGUCUGGGUGUCAUCGUUUCCCUCUCGAACCUGCUGAGACACUUAGAAACAUCUGGAUCACUUUUUAUGAAGUCCAUCUGCAACCACUGAGCUUUGCGGGUGGCCUUAGCAGCCAUGGAAAGGCACCUCUGAUCAAGUCGAGGGAUGGUAAAAGUGGUGUGGAGGAAUUUUGCAGAUUUAACCUUAUCCUGUGAUGUGUGUGUGUGUGUGUGUGUGUGUGUGUGUGUGUCCACAAACACAUUCCCAUUGUUUGUGUAGAGUAAACAGUCAUCAGCCUAAUCUCUAUGCACUGGGCUGAAGUGUAGAUGAUAACAUUUUCUCGCUAUUUCAUACAAUGUCACUGACGACAGCGCAUUAGUUGACUUGCGUAGCCCCUGUUUAAAUUAAGGCUUUUUCCAAUUCUUAGUAGAUAUUAACAAUAUCAACAUGGUGGCUGGUUGGAGCCGGUCUAAACUCCUAUUCUGUCUGGACAGACCAGUUUUGGAGAAAGUGCUGUUUCCGUGAAUACCGCAGCAUUGCCCUGGCUUUGAGAUGAUCUUGCUCGUACAGUAUAAGCUGUGCGUUUAGUGUAGGUGCAAUAAAUGUAGGCUAAGCCUUAUAUAAUUCUAUUUCCUGUAGAUCAUUGCACCUAAAAAGAAAUAUUUGCAGCUGAGAACUCUAAGCACAAAGGGGAGAUGGUUGAUCUGCCCCUCCAGAAUUGUUGAUCAUUAUCCAGUGCAUAUCAGCUGUUCACUGCACAAUGGCUUGUGUAGGUUAUCACGUUGAGCUCUUAACCUUCAGAAACCACUUUGCAUUGGUGCAUUAUUAUUAUUAUUAUUAUUAUUAUUAUUAUUGGCUGUUAUUUAUUGAUACAAAACAGACCACUAACCUUCUUCUGAGUAUAGAUUUUAUUAUUUUAUUGAUUUAUCCAUAGACAGAAAGACAGCUUGAUGUUGUAUAGUUGAAUGUCACCAAGCUGUCACAUGGCCCCAAAAUAUAGCGCUCUAAUAUAACGUUAAAAUGCGAGGAAAUGUGUUUACUGCACUUUUUUUUUUUUUUUUUUUUUUGCACAGAAAUCCAGAAUAAUAUGGUCCCAAAAGAUUUCAGGAAGCUUUUUGCACUGUGUGAUAAAUUGAGAACCAUCACACACACCACAGAGACCAGAAACCAUCUUCACAUGGCCAGGUGCUUUCACAAACACCCUCAACCAGGGGAAUGGCAGUAUGAAUGGUUGGAUAUGUUUGUUUUCCUUCUCUCUCACGUCAGUCCUUUUUCAGCUUCUGUGUUUUAAAUAUCAUGUCUGUGAUAUGUCCAUGUUCUCUUUCUGUUGUUUUUUUUUUCCCCCCCCUCUUUCUUUCUCUCUGCAAGUGCACUUUUUGACUGUUAUAUACUGUAUCUAUAGAAUUGUAAAAUUUGCAGUAAUCUAAAUACUAUACAGUGAAAAAUGAUAGAGUAAUCAUUCCUUACUAAAUAGGAAUUAAGCCUAUAAGAGUGGUCCAAAAUGAUGAUCCUGUUAUUAGUGUAGGUAGUCGGUGAAGACGGUGUGUUGCAAAAUACUGAGCAGUUUAGUUGAAUUUUCACACUGCCUGCAUGGCCUCGGUUCACCGACUACAUGUCUGUUCAACUUGAGGGGUAGAAAUCAUUUGAAGGGGUUACACUUAAGGAUUUAACACCUUUUUCUACCCAACCUGUUCUGAAAUGUUGUAGUAUGAUGGUUGGGCAUUUACAGACAAUAAAUCACUUGACAAACAACAUUUCACAACAGCAAAUUGGCACACGUUGAUUAUUUUUGGGCUGAUUGUUCCUGUAAAUUAGAAUGGCGAUCAUGUAUAUGGCUCACACAACACGAGCUUAAACAUAUUACUGCUAACCAAAAAUAUGAAACCUGGUCUAUUUUUGUUGGUUUUGACAGCAGUGUCUCUGACUACAUCUGUCUUUUACUCUGGAGUUUUGAGACUUGCCCAUGUACUGCAGAAACUCAUUUGUUGCUUAGCAACCAGUGUGGUUUUUGUUGACCCAUGAAUACUGUAUAUCUGACUCAUCCAUGAUGUAAAUAAUAUUGAACUUGUCUGUUGGAUUGUUUUGCGGAGGGUGCUUGUUCAAUUUUAAGGUUUAACGUCUAUAAGUAAAGACUGCUUGUGUUUUUGUUUUUUAAA